GGAAAACUUAAUUUGAAUUUGUUGUGGUAAAGUCUCUGGAGAUCGAUUUCGCGAAGAGCAUUGUUAUUUUACGAGCGUUUGAUGAGCAAUGGCGACGACCGGUGUAGGGGAUGAAUGUGACUCGGCGGUGAAGGAAGCUGAGCCGAAGGAAGAGUUGCAGAGGGCGGUGACGAAAGCUGAGUCGAAGGAAAAGUCGCAAAAGAAGGUGACGAUAGUUGAGCCGAAGGAAGAGUUGCAGAGGGCGGUGAAGAAAGCUGAGUCGAAGGAAAAGUCGCAAAAGAAGGUGACGAUAGUUGAGCCGAAGGAAGAGUUGCAGAGUGCGGUGACGAAAUCUGAGCCGAAGGAAGAGUUGCAGAAGGCAGUGACGGAAGCUGAGCCGAAGGAAGAGUCGCAGAGGACGGUGACGAUAGUUGAGUCGAAGGAAGAGUUGCAGAGGUCGGUGAAGGAAGCUGAGUUGAAGGCCGAGUUGCAGAGGGCGGUGAAAGAGAUAAUUAGCUCGAUUGACAUCAAUGUCGAGGCCAUUGAUAGAGCCGAACGAGCGCUGCGCUCGCUGAGGACACUGAUUGAAAAGAAACGUCUAUCGUCAGUCGUGAGUUCUGCACCAGAUGAAUUUCGUUGCUAUCUUUCCAAAAAAAUCAUGAAGCAUCCUGUUCUUAUCGCCAAUGGUCAGACAUAUGAAAGGUCAUUCAUUCAGGAGUGGUUUAAAUCUGAGAAAAAAACAUGCCCCAGAACCCAACAGGAGCUUUCACAUACGGACCUUAUACCUAAUCUUCUGGUUCAAGAAAUGAUAUCUGACUGGUGCAAGAGUAACAGCAUUCAUUUGCAAGACAAGGUAGAACUGCAAGGAAUGACUGAGGCUGACAGAAACAAUCUUCACUCUUUGCUUCAGAGAAUUUCUUCAGGACUGUCUGCUCAAAGAGAUGCUGCUAAAGAAUUGCGCAUGCUGACUAGAAGUAUGCAUCCUUUCCGGGCAUUGUUUGGGGAGUCUGAGAAUUUAAUCCCCCAACUUAUUUCCCCUCUGUGUGAACCCAUAAUACAAGAAGAACUCCAAGAAGACAUAAUCACUACCCUUUUCAAUAUCUCACUCCAUGAUGACAACAAGAAGCUAAUUGCAGAAACC
Molecule: messenger RNA, 1120 nt
Organism: Cuscuta epithymum
Lineage: Eukaryota; Viridiplantae; Streptophyta; Magnoliopsida; Solanales; Convolvulaceae
Source: the annotation of a GenBank genome assembly